UCCGAUCGAUCAGAGCGGUCUCACGUUAUUAACAGAGGACAAGCCAAGUCUACAACCAAGGACAAAGACCCGGUAAUUCCCACCUACAUCUACCAAGGGUAGCGUGGACCACGUACGCCCUCUACGACGGACGGUCCAUGAUAUCGUCAAGUGACAGACACCUUCAAGUCUUCAAGUUCCAUUUUUUCCCUUUUGCGCACGAAAGAAAAACCCACGAGUUCCCUCGGGUUCAAGGGCUUUUAAACAGAGGAAUUGCUACGAGCUUCCAAGCUGGUAGGCGGCUAGAGAGUCUCCAAGCUCCUGCCGAUGAAGCGUACGAGCCCUCACCAAAACCCCUAUAAAAACCCCUUCCACAGUAAAAUACAGCUCCACUUCACAGUAAAAACACACACCCACGCAAGCAAGCAAGCAGAGAGGCUCCAGGUCCAGGUCCAGGGCCGAUCGAAGCAGCCAGUGCCAUGGACAAGGAGCAAGAAGAAGAAGGCCGCGCGACGUGGGUCUCCGGCGCCCUCAUCGUCGGCGCAGGCCCGUCGGGGCUCGCAGCGGCCGCUUGCCUUGCAGCUCGCGGCGUGCCGGCCACGGUGCUCGAGAGGUCCGACUCGCUGGCCUUCACGUGGCGCCACCGCAUGUAUGACCGGCUGGCGCUCCACCUGCCCAAGCACUUCUGCGAGCUGCCGCUCCUCCCGUUCCCGGCGGAGUACCCGACCUACCCCUGCAAGGACCAGUUCGUGGCCUACAUGGAGGCGUACGCCGCCGCGGCCGGCGUGGCUCCCCGCUUCGGCGCCAGCGUCGAGGAGGCCGCGUUCGACGCGUCCGUGGGCGCCUGGGCGGUGCGCCUGGCGGGCGGCGAGGUGCUCAUGACCAGGUGGCUCGUCGUGGCCACGGGCGAGAACGCCGAGCCGCACGUCCCGGACUUUCCCGGCAUGCGGCAGUUCGCCGGGCGCGUCCUGCAUACGUGCGACUACAAGUGCGGCGAGGAGUUCGCCGGGGAGAAGGUGCUGGUGGUGGGGUGCGGGAACUCCGGCAUGGAGGUGAGCUUGGAUUUGUGCCGGCAUGGCGCUAAGCCCUCCAUGGUGGUGCGGAGCACGGUCCAUGUGCUGCCAAAGGAGAUGCUGGGUGUGUCGACAUUUGGCAUUGCCAUGGCUCUGCUCAAAUGGCUGCCGGUCCAGCUGGUGGAUCGGUUCAUCCUGGCGGCGGCGCGCUUGACACUGGGCAACACGAGCCAGCUGGGGCUUAGACGGCCCAAGACGGGGCCCAUCGAGCUGAAGAACCUCACCGGCAGAACCCCUGUGCUGGACGUCGGGACUCUAGACCACAUCAAAUCAGGCAAAAUUAAGGUGGUAGGAGCAGUGAAGGAGGUGACGAGGCGAGGGGCCAGGCUCGCGGACGGCAAGGAGGAGGAGCAGUUCGACGCAAUAAUACUGGCGACGGGCUACAGGAGCAACGUGCCGUCCUGGCUCAAGGAUGGAGGUGAUGUUUUCACAAGAGAAGGCACGCCCAAAACCCCUUUCCCUGACGGCUGGAAAGGGCGAAACGGCCUCUACACCGUCGGAUUCUCGCAGAGAGGGCUCCUCGGAGCAUCGUCGGAUGCCCUAUGCGUUGCCAGAGAUAUACAUUGCCAAUGGAGGGAAAGAGAUAAACCCACUAGCGAUGUACACCAAGCUGAUAGCUCCGUUUGAUUCUCAUGGGAAUGUACAGCGUUUAACUAGGAGUUUUGUGCAUA
Molecule: messenger RNA, 1723 nt
Organism: Hordeum vulgare subsp. vulgare (domesticated barley)
Lineage: Eukaryota; Viridiplantae; Streptophyta; Magnoliopsida; Poales; Poaceae
Product: indole-3-pyruvate monooxygenase YUCCA1-like
Exons: 4
Coding region: 459-1679 (406 amino acids)
Biological process (GO): auxin biosynthetic process
Molecular function (GO): NADP binding; N,N-dimethylaniline monooxygenase activity; flavin adenine dinucleotide binding
Source: RefSeq, a predicted model, not a curated record